Rhincodon typus (whale shark) is the source of this 10991-nucleotide messenger RNA. It is a transcript of the gene greb1l, whose product is annotated as GREB1 like retinoic acid receptor coactivator. Bases 247 to 6210 code for a protein of 1987 amino acids. Lineage: Eukaryota; Metazoa; Chordata; Chondrichthyes; Orectolobiformes; Rhincodontidae. The transcript is spliced from 33 exons. Gene Ontology annotation, biological process: kidney development; multicellular organism development. The record is from RefSeq and is a predicted model, not a curated record.
UUGUCCAUGGAAAGAGGGCUUUCCACCCUUUAUAAUCUCUUCCUCUCCCUGUACCCACCCCUCAGCAGAUAUCCUUAUGCUGGGGAAUGUUUCCUGCGGUCUGAUCCAGCAGAAUACCUGAUGCUGUCUCCUGAUCUCGCUGUUAUUCCCAUUGGCUUCAAGUUAAGUUAACGGGAAUCAUGGAAACCAUUCUACCUAGAUCAACCUUCAUCUGUUCCAUCAAUAAAUCUCACCCAUCAUAAGACAAUGGGAAAUUCAUAUGCUGGGCAACUGAAAUCUGCACGCUUUGAAGAGGCUCUGCACAAUUCAAUAGAGGCAUCACUUCGUUCCAACAGCAUUUCUCCACGACCAAUCUUCUCUCAGCUGUACCUUGAAUCAGAUCAACCACCUUUAUCCCCAGAAGAUGUCAAACCAAAAAUAGAGGACCUCAAUAAAGAUAUUGAAGUCCAUCGCUAUGCACAAAGCAGCUCUUCUGGAUUCCCAGCCAUACAAGUCGGUAAUGGAAUGGACAAUGAAGAGGAGGAAGAAGAAGAGGAAAUGUCUGAGUCAAACAGCCCACCUAUUACAUACUUGCAGAAACAUGUCCCAGAAGGAUCCUGCACAACAGAUGGUUUCUGUCAGGCUGGCAAAGACCUACGUCUAGUAUCGCUCUCUACAGAACAAAUUGACAUUCCACCAGGCUUUGUGCUGGUAGGAGCCAAGUCUCCAAAUCUCCCUGAGCACAUUCUGAUCUGUGCAGUAGAUAAACGAUUUCUGCCAGAUGACCAUGGAAAGAAUGCACUUUUAGGUUUCUCGGGGAACUGCAUUGGCUGUGGAGAGAAAGGAUUUCGGUAUUUCACUGAGUUUUCCAAUCACAUCAACUUAAAGCUGACAACCCAGCCGAAGAAGCAGAAGCACUUAAAAUAUUACCUGGUCAAAAACUCUCAAGGUAUUUUCUCCAAAGGACCACUCAUCUGCUGGAAAGAAUGCCGGACUCGUCAGUCGCCUAGCAGUUAUUCAUCUGCGCUACCCUCUACCAAGUCGGUUGCUGCAGUCGUGGGUGCUGCUGCGCCUUCUCCAAAUAUAGACACUGUGUCAUCCAGUGGUUACAGCACUACUGUUGCCAGUUCUCAGACAGAGUCAACAUUUAGUCUCUGUCCAGUAUCAUCUGCUGCCAAUUACCCAGGAUGCCAGGACCUGUCCAGGAAUGGAAACAUAGCAAAACCUCUGGCUCUAUCCAUGCAACACCUUGGGAAACCUCCAAUAACAGCUGCCUCUACAAAUGCCCAGUCACCUGGAUCUGUGCGAGUUAAUGCUAAUACCAAUAGUAACAACAAUGGUGGAAAAUCCAAUCUCUUCAGUGCUUCUUUACCUCGGCUUCAAACUCUUUCAACUUCAUCAAGUCCUGGCUUAACCUCAGGAGAUAACACCAUUAUGACAAGCUCUGGGCCGCCUAAGAAACGUCAUCGUGGCUGGUCACCUGGGUCCCCCAUAUCUGCACCUGCAGUAGCCCCUGUUCCAGCUGUGCAGCCAGUGACAAGAUCUGAUACUUUGCUGCCCAUUCCUGUUCCUCAGUCAAUGAUAGCUGGAGUUUUGCAGCCACAGGCAAUACCUGCAGGGGAAACUGUUAUCAUCCCUGAAAAUUUAUUAAGCAAUUCUGGAGUGAGACCUGUUAUUCUGAUAGGUUAUGGCACUUUACCAUAUUUUUAUGGCAAUGUUGGUGAUAUUGUAGUGAGUCCUCUACUUGUGAAUUGUUACAAGUUUCCACAGCUGACUUCAGUUGAACUGGAACAGCUAGGAAUCUCCAACAGCCAGACCCUAACUGUGGAAAACAUGAUCCUCUUGACAAUACAAUAUCUGAUUCACCUGGGUCCAGACCAGAUGCCUCUAAGGGAGGAAUUUGAACAGAUUAUGCUAAAAGCGAUACAGGACCCGAGCCUUAAAGAUAGAUCCUUACAAAUGGGAGGCCCUCCUUCCACCGUGUCUCCAGGACAGUUACCCUGGCUUGCUCGACUUGCUGCCAGUGUUUCACGAGAUUUGGUGCAAGUAGUUUUCACUCAAAACUCACUGGCUGAAGGCAUUUCGGAGACUUUAAGGACAUUUGGUGAUGUCCAUCUACACCAGAAAGUACCUAACUAUGUAGUAGUCAUUUGUACAUCAAAGAUGAGGGGAAUUGAAUUCUGUGUGGUUGUUUUAGGUCAUUAUCAAUCCAGAAUGCUGGCAGAAAGUAUGCUUACUACGAAUGAAUUCCUGAAGGAAAUUAGUUACGAAUUGAUUACUGGAAAAGUCGGUAUUUUGGCAUCAUAUUUCAAAACCUCUCCUCAUGGUGAUAACUUAGACAAAUUCCUGGAUAAAUUUCAGCAGAGUCGAAAUAGUAAUGUUGCUAUUCCAUUCAAUGGAAAUGUUUCUGACUACAUUCCAGCAGAUGAAGCUGCAGCAAUGACUGCAAUGCAGUGUUUUGAUUCAGCUACUGAAGUGUUUCAGAUUCAUCCCUCUCAGCUCAGUGUUGCCCGAAAGCUGUUAUCUCAAGUUUGUGCGAUAGCAGACUCUGGAAUGCAAAACCUAGAUUUGGGGCGCUUUGGAAAGGUUGACUUCAUUAUUUUACUGCCUCCAUCUGAGAUUCUUUUCCAGCAGACUUUGCAACGUAUUCGACAUUCAGGAGUACUUGUAGACUUGGGUCUAGAGGAAGACACUGUAGCCUAUCAAAGGGCUGAGAAAUAUAUUAUCCGCUUAGAUCAUGACAUUCAGAACAAGUUUGAAGCUUUCAUGAAAAAAGUCAAGCAGAACCCCUACACACUGUUUGUUCUUAUACAUGACAACUCUCAUAUUGAUUUCACUAGUUUUUCAGGUUCUGGAACACAUGGGGAAUCCAGCCUGGUUCUGUUGGAUAAGUUUAUUAACUCACGCGAGGCACUUGAGGCCUGCAACUUACUUAUGUUGCAGGUCAGCUCCUUUCCCUUCACUUUACAGACACAGCAGUCCCGUGUCAACUUCCAAAAUGAAGUGCACUGGAUACUGCCCAGCAGUCCUGAGGAGAUCAACAAUGAGGACAUGGUAUAUUUUGGUUUGUCUGAUUACAGUAAAUCCUUACAAUGGGGAAUCACGAGCCCUAUCUUGAGAUGUGAUGAGGCUUUUGAAAGAAUGGUGAAUACUUUAAUGGAAAGGUAUCCCAGAUUACACAGCAUGGUGAUUCGAUGCUACCUGCUAAUUCAGCAGUAUGCUGAAGCAAUGAUGGCUGUAACAUCACUGAAUUUGUUGAGAGAACACACUACUCCUGAGACUCUGAGUAUUAUGGAUGAUUUGAUCAGCUGUCCUGGGAAAGACAAGAUUGGACGUGGACACAUGCUCUUGAUACGAGUACCAUCUGUGCAACUAGCAAUGCUUGCCAAGGAACGACUCCAAGACGUUCGAGAUAAGCUUGGUCUUCAGUAUCGAUUUGAAGUACUUCUGGGCAACCCUGCCACAGAACUCAGUGUUGCCAAGCACUUUGUUACACGAAUGAAGGUAUGGAGAGGGUGUGAACAAGAGGAAUGGAUCCCUCGUACCUAUCAGGAUUUGGAAGGUCUCCCAUGUAUUAUCGUCUUAACUGGUAAAGAUCCACUUGGAGAAUCAUUUCCAAGGUCCAUGAAGUAUUGUGAUCUUAGGUUAAUUGACUCCAGCUACCUCACACGUACGACCCUCGAACAAGAAAUAGGCCUUGCUUGUGGCUACAUUUCUAAGAGCGCUGUCAGAGAAAACAUUGCGGUUCUGGAACAAACUGAGAAGGAACAAGAGAAAGUUCUUAUCAGUGAGAAUGAAUCUGAUGAAUUACAGAUUGAUCUAGAGAGGCCACAAAGUAACAGCAGUGCAGUCACUGGAACGUCAGGUUCCAUAGCAGAGAAUGGAGUGACCAUCUCUAGUGCUCUGGACUCAUCACAAAAACCAGUUUCAUCCUUGAGCUUUCAGAAUAUUGUAAACAGCUCUAGUGAUGAAGGCACCUCAGCACAUACCUCAACCAGUGUAGGCAGCGAGGGCUGCAAACAGGAAUGUGAUUCAGAAGGGAAAGAAACUGCAAGCAGCACAGUCUCAAAAUCAUCCAUAUCCUCUGUGACUUCUCGCCAAUCUAUCCUACUCAACAAAGACUUCAGGACUCCACGCCUCAUUUUUCAACGCACUGUAAUUUUAUCAAAACCCGUCUAUCAUCUUCUUGUCUCCUCAAAGAAUGAACAUUUAUGCUCCGCCAAUUUGUUGCCCCAUGCUGAUAUGGCUUGGACAAGCUCACUGAGAUCGCUCUUUCAUAAAGACUUGAGCAGUGAAGAACAAUCACUUUACUACAGACAAUGGACAAUUCCCAGGCAACAUCAUGCAGACUUUAGCAAUAAAAGUGAAGGAGGUUCUGGAAAUUUCCAUCAGCGACGGUUAUUGUUGGUGGGACCACCACAGAUUGGGAAGACAGGUGCAUACUUACAGUUCCUUAGGAUUCUUUUUCGAAUGUUAAUCAGACUUCUAGAGGUUGAUGUAUACAAUGAAGAAGAAAUUAAUAAGGAAAUGAAAGAGACAAAUGAGCAUGCACAGGGAAUCAAUACACAGUGGCCUGACAUUGAACUCUUCAGCAAAAUGAUCUUUGACCUCACAGUACACGAUCCAAAAUAUCGCCACAUAAGUUCUGUGUACUCCGACAAGCUGCCAAAGAUUAAACUAGAAAGUGGUAAAGAAUGCAGUCCUACUGAAGAAUCAGCAAAACGAGAGACUGUCUCAAUCAUGCUAACCAAGUAUGCUGCAUAUAACACCUUCCACCACUGUGAACACUGCCAUCAUUACACAGACUUCAACCCAGCCAUGCAGGUUUCUGAUUCUACACUGCAUGCAUUUACAUUUUCUUCUUCCAUGUUGGGAGAGGAAGUGCAGCUUCACUUUAUUAUCCCGAAGUCAAAAGAGCAGCAUUUUGUCUUCAGCCAACAGGGUAAACACCUGGAAAGUAUGCGUCUGCCUCUUGUCACAGAUAAGAAUCCCAAGUCAGUGAAGAGUCCUAUCUUUACACCUACUACUGGGAGACACGAGCAUGGCCUUCUGAACCUCUACCAUGCCAUAGAGGGUGCAAACCACCUUCAUAUCCUUGUGGUCAAAGAGUUUGAAAUGCCUCUCUAUCGAAAAUAUUGGCCCAACCACAUUAUGUUGGUACUACCUGGCAUGUUCAAUGAUGCAGGGGUGGGUGCUGCCCACUUUCUAAUCAAAGAACUUUCAUAUCACAAUUUGGAAUUAGAACGAAACCGCCAAGAAGAGAUGGGGGUCAAACGACAGUGUGUGUGGCCAUUUAUACUCGUCAUAGAUGACUCUUGUGUCCUUUGGAAUGUUCAUAAUAUAUCAGAAUCAGACAGUGAAACAAAGGAACCCACAGUUUCCACAAAGAAUGUUUCCUUGAAGACUGUAAUGCUGCACAUUGAGGCCACACCAAAGAUUACUCAUUAUGCACUCUGUGGAAUUCAAAAAUGGAACAGCAAGCUAAAUGCUAGCAAACUGAGGAUGCCAUUCUCUCGUUGUCACAUACAUGACUUUAUACUGUUGAAUGUUGAUCUGACACAGAAUGUACAGUAUGAUCUAAACAGGUAUACCUGUGAAGACAUUGACUUCAACCUACGGGCAAACAGCAGUGGUUUACUUAUUUGUCGAUUUAAUCACUUUAGUCUCAUGAAGAAAUACAUCCAGGUUGGAGGGCAUAAAGAUUUUGUCAUCAAACCCAAGAUUAUGGUAUCUGAAAGCCUCAAUAUGAUUUCUGCCUCUCAGUAUGUCUGUGCUCCAGAUAGUGAAAGCACAAUGCUAGCUGCUCCAGCCCAGUUUCUCCUGGAAAAGUUUCUACAACAUGCCAGUUACAAACUCUUUCCUAAAGCUGUACACAACAGCAACAACCCUGUGUUAGCUAUUGAUUGCUACAUGAAUCUGGGUCCUGAGAUUUCUGUGUGUUAUGUAAGUUCACGACCUCACUCAGUUAACAUAAAAUUUGAGGAAGUUUUGUUCAGUGGACUUCUACUCUACCUCUGUGACUCAUUCGUUGUUGCCGAUUUUCUCAAGAAAUUCACAUUUCUUAAAGGUGCCACACUUUGCAUGAUUUGUCAAGACCGAAGUUCGUUACGUCAAACUAUUGUACGCCUGGAGUUGGAAGAUGAAUGGCAGUUCCGGCUGCGUGAUGAGUUCCAGACAGCCAGCAGCAGUGAUGAUAAGCCACUUUAUUUUCUUACCGGACGGCAUAUUUAAAUUUACUUCAGAUGGCAAGAAACAAUAAUUGCGGGUGAUAGGUGGCACUAAUAACAGUUUGAUAAAGCACAAUUUACAAUUCCAUGGAAGGGUAAUGCGGCACAAUUGUGUAGAAAAAGCGUAUCAAUAUUGUUGGUAGUCUGACAAUGGUCACUUUAACAAACGAUUAUAUAAGAACAGAAACAUAGUGCUCAGAGAUAAGAGAGGACUAUGUUCUGACGUCAGUAACUCCAGAAAAAGUUAAUUGUGUGAUUUGUGAGAAAAACAACUUUACAUACGACUUGGUACAUUGACCUAUUCAACAUGGCAGAAAAAGGCAGCAUUAGCUGCAGAAUGUGUAUAUGUCCAUCAUAGGUUUGACCAGAGCUACUCAUUUUAAAAUAUAUUGCAAGUAGACCUGGAUCAAAGCAGAAUGAACAACUCUUAAUAGAAAUACUUCAUUUGAAAGGAAUGAAACCAAAGCUGUGGAGUGAAAGGAAUUGAAGACUGUAUGUUGAAGAUUCUCAACGUCACCAUUUUGACUGUACAUAUUUACAGUUAAGCUCAGGGGUUUAAAUUCAGGUGACAAUGGAGAGGAGUCACUCAUAAUCAUGCUAAUUGUUCUCUCAAUUUUUGCUGUAUAUGAUUUCAUACUUAUUUGCUGUAAUACUUCACCCUUAAGUACUUUUUUAGAAAGCCCACGUAUUUGUUGAACAUUUCAAUCUAAAUGCAUUAGUAGGGAAAUUGCAAGAUUUGAUUAUAUGAUGUGGAUGUUGCUAUAAAUUUUAAUGGCAUCUGGAUUAGAAACAUUUCUGACUGCAUGCAAUGCAGGUCUUGGUUAAUCUGUAAUUUCGUUUAACUAAAUUGUCUUCAUGCUUUCUUGUAUAGCCUCCCCAACAGUACUUUUUUAUAUAUUGCACAGGUGGUUGUAUGCUUUUGCUUACACUUACACUUAGUUGCAGCAUUGUUUUCAUUGAUUUCUAAUUUCACGCAAAUUGCUAUCAAUAAUGCAUUGAAUUAGCUUUUGGUAGGUUGAAUGUGCAGCCUUGACAUAUUGAAAAUCUACAUCUUUUCUAUUUUAAAUGUUAAAUGCUGUUAAGAGGAUGGAGGCAUUGUGCUUUUCAGUUUCUUUUUUGUACAACACAUGAAAAGAGUAAAUGUGCACUAGUAUCACACAUCUUAUUGUUCCCUCCUGUGUUGACUGUAAUGUGUCAUUUUUAAUAUUUUCAUUGUUUUUAAGAGAUGCUCUGCAGGAUAUAAAUGAAAGUAAACAUUAAUUUAGUUGUAUUUCAUCCACAUUAUCACUGUGCAAUGCCAUUAAAUGUCAACUGUUUUUGGUAAAUGAUACAGCAGUCAUGUCAGCUGGAGACCUUCUAUACUUCAUACAAGAGAUACAGUGAUAAUAUCAAUAAUGUGGAAAACAUAAAAACAAUUGUAUGAAACUUUGAAAUUAAUAAUGCCCCCAUAAAAUUGAUCAUCUACGCUUGUACUGAGAAAUGUUAAAUAUGACUAUUGACACACAAACAAAAAUAAAAACGUUCCAAAUUGACAUUGAGAGAAAAAUCAACACAUUUUCAUAUUAUAAUUGGAAAGUGUCUGUACAUUGUUAACUUCAGACCAUACAGACAUUAGCCCUGCCAGCAGCAAUAUACAUGUGCACUGAUCAUUAGCCCUACCAACAGCAAUAUGCAUGUCCACUGAUAGCUGAGGUGGACAUGGAGAUUGCAGUUGAGAGGAAAAAAGAAUGAUUGUUAUUAAUGAGAGAACUUAUAAAGAAAACUCAUUAUUGUAAAUAUUUCCAAUUACAAAUGAACACCUAUCUUUUAUUUCACUGUAGUUCUCUCUCCCUUUGCACUGUACACAAUUUCUUGUCUGAAAUAAUUACAGAACUUUUUCAACUGUUAUAUCAACUCAGUGUUAUGUGAGCUUUAUACAAAAGAUAUCUGCCUUAGGAGGGUUAUGGAUUUUAAAGGAUCCAUGAUAUUGGUGUUGGGAGAUGGAUUAUGGCAACAUAAGGGUAAGUCUUAUUGUCAGAGAUCUCAGGUACCUUUGUAUUACAUGAAUGUAUUGGUGAAGUUCAAAUUUCACUGGCAGGACAUAUUGUUACAAUUUGCUUUCUAUGGGCUGAGAGUAGAAGUCACUAAAUGAAUUUUACACUUCUCCAUUCUAAGUACUUGGUUUAUUUGUACACUCGCAAUAGGUAUUGUUUGAAUUAUAUCUUGUCCUUCUUAACCUAACCUCCAGUUAUCAUGAAAACAGUAUAUUUUGCUGUGCUUUGCAAACGGUCAUGGUAUAGCACCCAGUCUUGUCACUGACCUUUGUGCAUUUUAUCAUUGAAUGUAUGCUGUGUUAGUUGGAACACCAUUGUAAAUUCACCUUUAAAUUUGUAGUGCAUAAUAUAAAUUCUUCUGCAUUUGUUGUACUCUUAACGUACAGUGUACAAGUUAGACAGGCCAAUUGGAAAAAUAAGUGGAAAUUCAAGUUUCAGGCUGGAGUGAUAACUUUCUGUUCUAGUCCCUCUAAGGAUGUUCUGACACAGGCCUCUGCUAUUUUUCUGGCAGAUAAUUUCCCAGUAUAUUUGUGUAGUGAAUGUGAAACAUAUUUUUAUAAACUACAUUGAUAAUGCUACACAAUAUACAGAAAAUCUUUCCCAAAUAUUGGAAUGUAUUACUAUCAUUGCCACCGAUCUGCAUUGGAAGACUUCAGUUGAGUAGUACAGUUUUUUUUUUUCUAUUUCAGUUGGAUCUAACUUUUAUUUUGAUCUUGAAUGCAUUUCCAGUUUCAAACAACACAUUACAUUCUUGCUGUAAACUACAACUACUCCUGUUCAAAAUCCAAAGAGUAUAGCAUGAGGCACAGGAUUGUCACUUUUCAAUUUCAACGCCUGCAAUGAAGAUGUUCAGUUGGAGAAGAAACUCUUAGACAAGAAAAGGAGGAAUUAGUCCAUGCAAUUUUUUUCAUCUUUCACAAAAUCUCCCUUGAAAGGAUAGCAUAAAGACCAUACUCGUUAUCAUGUAGUUGCUUUACAAUUAAGUGCCAUAAUUUAGUUAACGGUAUUCGGAAUUUUAGCAGAAAAUACCGCAGAAGUGCAACAGAUCAGAUUAAUACUGCAAAAAAGUGAGUUUACAUUUUAUCUGUAACCUUUCAUGAUAGCAGCCAGUGCUAUCUGUAGAUGGUGGAAUUCCUUGGUACCCAAAGAGUCAAGGGGGAAACUCAUACCAGUUGAAUCUGAUUAUCCCACAGCUAUUUGACAUUUCAAGGAGGAGGUGGUACUUCUAGCCCUCAGUCAAUAUGAAGUUCCAGCCAGUCUGACUAGUCUCAGCAGCAGAGGUUGCGGUGGAUUAAGUGCUGGAGUCCAGAAUCAGUUAAGUAUGGUGGUCUCAGGGUUGGCAGGGGAUGUGAGGCCCAGAUGUUAGGCAAGAGGGAGGGUGGAGAGUAUUGAAUAGAGAUGGGGAUGGUAGGUGGGAAAUGCAAUAUUGAAGAGGUCACGGAUGGAAGUACCUCCCUCUUCCUAACUGAGGCCAAAGCAAGAUCACUUUUCAGGCAUCUCUGUUACUGUCGAAUUCUUCCAGCGAGCCUGAGAAUUGAAGCUUGUUGGAAAAGACCAUUAAGUGAUCACUAGAUAUCCAUAAAUACCUUACAGGGGCAAGGGAGGACUAGUCUAGGCAUUGUACAUCCCCCCACAAAAUGGUUGUUAGGUCAGGGAGGGACAGAGGCAGUGUGGAGGCCACAAAAGAAUUUCACCCCCCCACUACCAAACCCCCAGGAGAGAGAACAUUUUACCUCUCAUUCACUUUGCUACAGGUUGUCUUCUUCAACCUGUUGAAGCUUUGGUAGCUAAGGAUGAAUUUCUGAGUUUCUGUUUGUGACAACAUAGAACCAGAUCCAAAACUUCAAACUUUUGGCUUGUGAUACCAUGAAUCUAAUCUUUGUGAUGUUAUUACGGAGAUGAAAUUAAUUUUGAAGACAAGCAUGCUAGCUAAUUGGCUGAAAUACACUGAUUUACCACUAUAUGCUUUGGUGUAAGACUUUGUAGAAUUUUUAACUAAGUAAUUAGAAAUAUAUUUUAUUUAUAAACUGUAUUUUACCAAUCAUAUGUUGAUCAAUAACUCUAUCCAGUUUGGUUCCUGUACCUCAAUCCAACUUAAGAAAACAUCUAAACAUUGAGAUUGUGUUGGCUUUGCCCAGCAGCCUGUAAAGGAACUACAGUUGUUCCUCAUGCACAAUAAUACUUUCCACAAAACUCUAACUGUAUCAGUAGCUUCCAGUUUUCAGUACUGAUUACUACAUGCAAAAUUUAUAUCGAGUGCUCCCGAAAUGUCAUUCAAUUCCGUGCAGAUUUCCAAUUUCAUAUUUUGUACGUCCCAGAUGACUUAAAAUAUCAGUUAAUAGUUUGGUAUUUCAAAAGAAUAUCUUUACCAUAUUGAUGUUUUAGUUUUGACAACAUUGUGACAGCAUUGCUAGUCCAUUUAUUUAUUGCUGGUGAUAAAUGAAGCUGUUAGGAAGAGCUGAAAGUGUCGUUAAAUGUCAAGUACUGACUGCAAUGGUCCCCACAAACAAGGAAUCACUAUCACCUGGCAUUUUUCAACAAGAAGGCUUUUGAACUUGAGCAGAUUCAAUAGAUAUCAAGAGAGCCAAUGAAGCUAGGUCAGUGAAGCUAAGCAUAUAGCCAGUGAGAAAUUGUUAGUCAUAUUCUGACAUAAUAGGGGUGGCACGGUGGCUCAGGGGUUAGCACCUGGGUUCAAUUCUACCCUUGGGCAACUGUUGAAUUUGCACAUUCUCCCCAUGUCUGUGCGUGUUUC